AUCAUGUUAAACUACCAAUCUAAAUGUAUUUUUUGAUCAUUUUUGGUGAUACACCAACACAAAGCAGUUUUGAAUAUAGAGAAGAAUGUUUAAGUUUAGUAUCAAAUCACCAGAGAACUUUUUUUUUUUUCGUUUACAUAUUUGGAGUAUUUCCGACAUGGCUUGGAACAAACUGCAAACAAGACUUCUUUCAAUAAUGGUUACUUUUGCCAUUUUUACUAAAAAGCUGUGCAAUUUUGGCAGCAAUUAGACACAGAAACAUCCACUUAUUUUAUCAGUAAAUGUUGAAAACCAUGUAUCAUUUGCCUUCCUCUUCACAAUUAAGCUCUAAUUUUUAUUGAUCUCACAUAAAAUCCCUAAUAAACAUGAUAAAAUGUGAAAAAGUUAAAGGCGCACAUGCUGGGUAAAGUAAAUUCAUCUUUCUUGUAUUUAUUUUUUCCCAAGUGGGACAGGUAUGUAUGUAUUUUGUUGGGUGAUUAUCUCCAGUGAAUGGGGAAGAGGAUGCACUGAGACUAUCUGGACAGGUCAAUAGUUCAUGGGAAGAAACCAUGAACCAUCUGAUGAUGUCACACCAAAGGGCAAAAUAGUGUGUUCAAUACUCCGGAGGUCUUUUCAGAUCAUGACUUUUUUGCGGGUGAUUUUUGAAAAGACUCACCAUUCAUUAAAAGCACAUAUUCUUCCUUUAUUCUUCUAAGAGAAAUGUACAUCUGUUUAUAAGACUUUCGUUAACCCCUCUAGAAACUCGGAGCAAGGAGGGACACUGAAACCUCUCAUUUGGGCAACAUGCCUUUCAGUCCUACACUUUGUCUUAAGUGACUGUGUAAACAUCUAACGCAAACUGCUGAUAGGAAUAUUUGCUCUGAUCAGAUAUUGUGACUUUUUAGUCUACAGGCUCAUCUUGUCAUCUUGCUGUGACAAAAAGAAGGGAGUGGAAAAUACCUGCACUAAGCACUCCACUCGCCCUCUCACUCUCUCUUUCCUUCCUUUUCUCACGUUUUCUCAAGCCAGAAUUGACGUGUUUUGAAGACGUAUUGUUCUUUCACUAAAUCGUACAUAGUUUUCUAUGAGACAUCAUUCAGGAAUGAUGUCUCAGAAACAUUCUUGAGACCCUGAACUUCAAGGGGUUGUAGUCCAAACCCUGUUGGACUACAAAUUGGCCAAUCGACGAAAAUAAGGGGCGUCGCUUAACAGGUAGCCCCGCCCCUUUCCGCCAGAUCAAAAGGCCCGUGCAGCCGGACUGUGACGCAGAGCAGCACAUUCGCCAGGAGGCAACAGGUGGGAAGAUAACGCGACGGGAUUCAGCGUCGGUUCAACACGAGCGACACUAAAGGUUGAACUGCUGGGGUCUUGCCUGAAAUGGAGUUUUUUAAUCUUAAGACGUCUGUUGCACGCAUUUAUGAUGAGUUCAUCCAAAAUGCAGAUUCACGGACAGAGCAAUGGCUGCUCAUGUCGUCUCCUCUUCCCCAAACCAUCAUCAUCGCAGCUUACAUCUACUUCGUCACGUCACUGGGCCCUCGAUUGAUGGAGAACCGGAAAGGCUUUGACCUGAAAGGAGUCCUUAUUGUCUACAACUUCAGUGUGGUGGCUUUGUCACUCUACAUGUGCUAUGAGUUUGUGAUGUCAGGUUGGGGAACAGGAUAUUCAUUUCACUGCGACCUUGUUGACUACACUGAAUCGCCGCAGGCUAUGAGGAUGGCAGCAACAUGCUGGCUUUACUACUUCUCAAAGUUCAUCGAGAUGCUUGACACGAUCUUCUUUGUGCUCAGGAAAAAGAACAGCCAGGUGACAUUUCUUCAUGUCUAUCAUCACUCCAUCAUGCCCUUCACCUGGUGGUUUGGUGUUCGUUUUGCUCCAGGUGGAUUGGGAACUUUCCACGCCCUUCUGAACUGUGUUGUCCAUGUCAUCAUGUAUACAUACUACGGGCUGACUGCCAUGGGCCCCAACUACCAGAAGUACCUCUGGUGGAAGAAGUACCUCACUACCAUUCAGCUGAUCCAGUUUGUCAUGGUUACCACCCACAUCUCCCAGUACUUCUUCAUGAAAGACUGCCCUUACCAGUUCCCCAUCUUCAUCUACAUCAUCGGCCUGUACGGCCUGAUUUUCCUGUUCCUUUUCCUCAACUUCUGGUACCACGCCUACACAAAGGGCAAGAGGCUGCCUAAAGUGCUGCAGGCUCAGACCUGGGCUCACCACACCAACGGAGUCAUGAAUGGAAAUGUAGAUCAUGACAAAUACCAGUGAUUCAUUCUUCUGGUGAUUUUUGGGGUUGACAUCCUUCACACAAUCCAACCACAGUGGUGAAGUGGGAUGCCACCCAAUUUUUGUUCUUGUUUUUGGACUAUUUAUGUUGGCUGUUUUCUAUAUCUGUUGUUAUAGACAAUCUUUAAAUUAUAGCCAAACCUGACCUUUACCUACAAUAUUGAAAGGCUAAAAGCUUUUACUUGACCUCAGUUUAUAUUGAACGUGAUAUUUUGCUACAGAGACUUAAAUACAUGUUUUUUUUCUGUUAGUCUCAAACUAACCAUAGAGCUGCUGAAGGUGAAAUUGGAUGACCCUCAGUUGUAUAGACUAACUGGAGUUUGUUGAAAUUUCAUUCCCAUCUUUUCUUCUCAGAAUUCAAUUAUCUUUCUUCGUAAGUGGUGCACUGAGAUGUUAAAGUUUGUUUAUUUCACUUGCUCUGACAACAAUGUCAGCAUGCUAACACACUGUUUACUUUUGGUAAUGCACGUAUGGUCACUUCUCCACAGCAGCUGCCGAUGGUACAGACAUGCAGUGAAAAGCCAAGUCUGAUUGGAGUGGCAUCGGUUUUCAUUCCUGUCUCCGUUCUCCUAUGAAGCAACGUUGUGAAUCCCCAGUGUAAACCUAUUGGACUGCCGUGGUUCUUAUAGGAUCCAGAACCGACCUAUCAAACCACAGCCGCAGUCUUUAUCAAGGCAUACUGCACAAUAACAAUGAAUUUUUAGGCCGAGCAUUCUUACUUUUGAGCGGUGUGCUAAUGAGGUUUUCCAUAGUUGGUACCUUUGACUGUCAGUUUUAUAUCUACUGAUCUUAACUGUGAUCAUGAAUGUAACACUAUGGUGACUGAGGACACAGGAUUGAGCUUUGUGUGGAAGGAGUUCCACCUUUUAAUGAAGCACAAACCAUCCCAAAAGGUUUACAGAUGAGUCUUUUUUUUUUUGUUUUUCAAAUCAGUUUAUACCAAUGAACAAUACUGUAAAGAAACUUGUUUAUAUUGUAUUUUAUAUGUAUUUAUGUAAAAAUAAACAAUGAUUGUACUUGAAA
This is a messenger RNA of Poeciliopsis prolifica (blackstripe livebearer), 3282 nucleotides long. It is a transcript of the gene elovl7a, whose product is annotated as ELOVL fatty acid elongase 7a. Gene Ontology annotation, molecular function: fatty acid elongase activity. Bases 1357 to 2241 code for a protein of 294 amino acids. The transcript is spliced from 8 exons. The record is from RefSeq and is a predicted model, not a curated record. NCBI's taxonomy places the organism in Eukaryota, Metazoa, Chordata, Actinopteri, Cyprinodontiformes, Poeciliidae. Gene Ontology annotation, biological process: fatty acid elongation, saturated fatty acid; fatty acid elongation, polyunsaturated fatty acid; very long-chain fatty acid biosynthetic process. Gene Ontology annotation, cellular component: endoplasmic reticulum membrane; endoplasmic reticulum.